AUGAGUUGUUCCUAUGCGCCAACCAGGCCAAACCUCCCUUCCUCCGGAAAAGGCAUCUCAGCUCUGACGCCCACGCAGCAUCGCGGCAAUAGCUGCGUUGCACAGGCAGCUACCCUGCGCAGGUCGCAAGGAGACCUGCACAGGCUGGCCACCAUGCUUUCCCCGCACAUGCUUCUCUGCGGCAGGUAUGCGUAUGAACCUGCACAGGUAGGUCGAAGACGACCAGAGACCGCCGUUCUCGUCAAGCUGCGCAGAAUCCCGAUACCUGUGCAGGCGCCUGGGACCAUACAUCGCGGUCCUCACAAGGACAGAUGCCGUGAAGCGCGCUCGCUGUCGGCACGACCUCUUUUCAAAGUCCGCGGCCUCUACUAG
Messenger RNA from Moesziomyces antarcticus, 372 nucleotides. RefSeq lists its product as uncharacterized. The transcript has a single exon. The record is from RefSeq and is a predicted model, not a curated record. Bases 1 to 372 code for a protein of 123 amino acids. Lineage: Eukaryota; Fungi; Basidiomycota; Ustilaginomycetes; Ustilaginales; Ustilaginaceae.